Molecule: messenger RNA, 393 nt
Organism: Maniola jurtina (meadow brown)
Lineage: Eukaryota; Metazoa; Arthropoda; Insecta; Lepidoptera; Nymphalidae
Product: flexible cuticle protein 12-like
Exons: 3
Coding region: 13-393 (126 amino acids)
Source: RefSeq, a predicted model, not a curated record
ACAGAGGGCAACAUGAAAUCGUUUGUAGUGUUUGCCUCUCUCCUGGCGCUGGUGUUGAGUGCGCCUCCAAAGCCAAACAACGACAAAUUCUUGAGGUUCUUACCAGCAAUCCGACACGAGGAGAAGCACGAUGAAUAUGGCCAGUACGCUCUACGGUAUAUUACUGCUGAAAAUACAGUCGUAUCAGAGCGCGGCCGGUUAGUGCCAACUGAAAAUGGUGGAUACGUCUUAGAAAUCGAGGGCCAGUACAGCUUCAUCGGAGAUGACGGCAGGAUCUACGUCACCAAGUACAGAGGCGGCGCAGACGGUUUCCAUGUUGACGCUGAACACUUACCCAAGCAAGUUCUACCCAUUCCCGCAGCCAAUGACUUUCUAUCAUUGCCCGCAGCUUAG